Molecule: messenger RNA, 2208 nt
Organism: Manihot esculenta (cassava)
Lineage: Eukaryota; Viridiplantae; Streptophyta; Magnoliopsida; Malpighiales; Euphorbiaceae
Product: patellin-3
Exons: 4
Coding region: 126-1946 (606 amino acids)
Molecular function (GO): lipid binding
Source: RefSeq, a predicted model, not a curated record
ACUGCCACUUCCUCCGCCCCACUCCUUAUAUAACUGCCUCCUCCAUAUCCCCCUCUCAUCCAUCACUAAACCAACGGUUCUUUUUCUUUCUCUGAAUCUCUCUUCCUGAGUCAGUAAAAUCAACUAUGGCUGAGGAGGUUCAAAAAGCUCCCCAGGGAAAUGUCCCCCAAGUGGAAGAAGAAGUGGUAGUUGUUGCUGAUGUUCCUCAGGCUGAGAAAAUGACGCCAACUCCAGCACCACAGCUGCCAGUAAUUCCUGUGGUUGAGAAACAGGCACCACCAGUUCCGGAAACUGAGGAGGAACCGGUGAAGCCAAAGCUGCAGGUGGAGGAAGCUGUAGAAACUGAGGUGUCCAAAUCCAGUGGCGAGAAUGAUGAGAAGGUCCCUGAGUCUGUUUGUUUUAAAGAAGAGAGCACCAAAAUUGCUGACCUUUCGGAUGCUGAGAAGAAAGGGCUUGAAGAGCUUAGAGAACUAGUUCAAGAAGCUCUUAACAAGCAUGAAUUCGGGGCCACAACACCACCUCCACCAGCGGCAGCAGCCAACGAAGGAGAAGAAGCUAAAGAAGCUGUCGGGGCAGAGGAGGAGCAAAAACCAGCCCAAGAGGCAACACCGGCAUCAGAAGAAGAACAUGUAAAGGCAGAGCCUGACGUUGCAGCAGUAGAAACAAAAGACGAAGUCGUAAAAGAUGCAAAGAUUGAAAUGGUGGAAAAUGAGGUUACUGAAGAAAAGGUGGAUGCUGCUUCUGCUGCUACUGAUACUGCAGACGACGACGGCGCAAAGACUGUGGAAGCCAUUGAAGAGACAAUAGUGGCAGUCUCUUCUUCUGCUACACAGGAGCAGACUUUGCCUCCGGAAAAAGAGUCUGAAGCAAAGUCUACAUCAACAGACAAAGAGGAAGCAAAAAAUGCUAUAUCAGUCCCACCAGAGGAAGUAUCCAUCUGGGGUAUUCCACUUCUAGCAGAUGAAAGGAGCGAUGUGAUUCUUCUCAAAUUUCUACGUGCAAGGGAUUUCAAGGUAAGAGAUGCAUUCACAAUGCUCAAGAACACUAUUCAAUGGAGAAAAGAGUUUGGCAUUGAUGAAUUGCUUGAACAAGACCUGGGUGAUGAUUUAGGUAAGGCGGUUUUUAUGCAUGGGUUUGAUAAAGAAGGACACCCAGUAUGCUACAAUGUGUAUGGUGAAUUCCAAGACAAAGAUCUUUACCGGAAGAGCUUUUCUGAUGAAGAGAAGAGGAAGAGAUUCCUGAGGUGGAGAAUCCAGUUCCUGGAAAAGAGUAUUAGGAAAUUGGAUUUCAAACCUGGUGGUAUCUCCACAAUCGUACAGGUCAAUGACUUGAAGAAUUCUCCUGGACCUAGCAAGAGGGAGCUUAGACAAGCUACCAAACAAGCACUUCAAUUGCUUCAAGACAACUACCCUGAAUUUGUCGCGAAACAGGUGUUCAUCAACGUGCCUUGGUGGUAUUUGGCAGUUAAUAGAAUGAUAAGCCCAUUUUUGACCCAGAGGACUAGAAGCAAGUUUGUAUUUGCUAGCCCAUCCAAAUCAGCAGAGACCCUUUUGAGGUACAUUUCUGCUGAGCAAAUACCGCUUAAGUACGGAGGACUGAGUAAAGAUGGGGAGUUUUGCACAGCCGAUACUGUAACUGAGGUCACAAUGAAGCCUGCAGCAAAGCACACUGUUGAAUUCUGUCUUUCUGAGGCAUGUCUACUAACAUGGGAAGUCCGAGUGGUGGGAUGGGAUGUGACCUAUGGGGCAGAAUUUGUACCAAGUGCUGAAGAAAGCUACACAGUAAUAAUUCAGAAGGCAAGAAAGGUGGCUGCAACUGAAGAGCCAGUAGUCUGCAACAGUUUCAAAGUGGGAGAACCUGGUAAGAUUGUGAUCACCAUUGACAACACAACCUCUAAGAAAAAGAAGCUCCUUUAUCGUUUUAAAACAAAGGAAUCUACUGAGUGAAUCAGGUGCCUGCAUGCACAGGAUGAAUUAAUUAAAGAAGAGAAACGUUAAUUAUUAAUUGUUAUAUGUUUAAUUUGGAGUUUACUUUUGUUGUUGUCAUGAUGAAUUUGGAGUUGGCUUGUGAGAAUUGAUGUUAUUUAUUUAGGGGACAACAAAGUGGUGUGGUGGGAACAGGGAAGAACUUUCAAUUCCUUUUUCUUUCUUUCUUUCUUUCUGUAAUUAGGUUUUGUUUGGAUAUAAUAUAUAUUUUAUAAAUUUGUUA